CCACGAUCUCUAGGCAAGAUAGACUACUCUCAUCUGACGAAGUCUGAAUGUUUUGCUUCUUAUCCAAUAUAUUCAAAUAUCUAGACCUACUCCCAAGGUCUAGAUCUAGUAUUAAGUGAUUCAUCAAAAGAGGUUCUACCACUUCCUCGUCAACUAUCUUUUGAUAGUUGAAAUUUUUUAUAACUCCUCUUGUAUAUAACAGACAAAAUGUCAUCCCCUUCCAAUUGGUUUACAUCAGAAAUUCAACAAAUGAUGUAUGGCCUUGGAGAUGCUAAGAAACCGCUUUUAGAGACGGCUGUUCUUGUGGAAGAAAUAGUGCACCAACAAAUGAUGGCCAUGAUUUAUCAAGCCAGUGAAAUCUCAAUAAGUCGAGGAGAAAAACAAAUUUCUAUCGAAGACAUUCUCUUUCUCUUACGGAAAGAUAAAGCGAAAUUAAAACGGAUUUUAAAAUAUUAUGAAGUGCGUGACAUGAAAAAUAUCAUCAAAAACACAAUAUCUGCUGCCGAUGAGAGCAAAGUCGAUCCAAGCGCUAUUCAGUUCCAAGAGAAAGUAUUGUUUGAUAAGAAAAUGUUGAGUAAAAACAGACAAAUAUGUUACGACUUUUUGAGUGCUAUCGAUCAAACAGGAGAGCUGAUUGACCUAUUUACUAAUAAUGAAAUAGAUCAUGUCAAACAUGAGCGAAUGCUGCGAGCUGAACUGCAAGCUCAAGGGAUGGACACACAACAAUACUUAGAGUUCUGUCAGGCUCGACAAAUCAACUUUUCCCGGAAUCAAAAUAAGUCUCCACGUUUCCGUGAGUGGCUGCAGGUGAACCUUAGUCCUGACAUUGUCAUCAGUCCCAAUGUGCUAGAAAUAUUCAGCUAUCUGGCAUACGAGACUGUUGCACAGAUAGUAGACUUGGCUCUUAUUGUGAAACGGGACAUGAGAUCAGAACCUGGGGACUAUCUCGCCAAAACUAGGCCUCCUUUGUGUAUAAAUUAUGGAGAAAUAUAUGCCAACAGCAUUUACAACAAACCAGAUUCUGCUACUGGUGAACUCAACUCUGUCAAUGAUGUGAAUAACUUAGCCCAAAUCAAAUCAGCCGCAAUUGGAAAUCCUCAACUUGCUGCUGCUGCUGCUGCACAGAGUAAGUUGAAUAAAAAGAAAAGAAAGAAGUCAGAUCCACCCACAAGCGUAGAAUUGUCAUGGGACAGUACCAUAUCACCAGCAAACGUGAGAGAAGUGAUGCGGCGAUACUACACAGACAUAACUCCAUUCACGUCGCAGACGAAGAUAAACUCCUUUUGCACCCCCUGGAGCAAAACACUUUGUGGAUAAUAAGUUUCUCAUCCCAGGAUGCCAUGCAAUCUUCUGAGAAACUCUCUUGACGUUUUCAGACUUUCUUUUUUUUAAAGUUGCUCCGAUGUCUCCAUUUAUUUAUUUAAAGUCGCGCUGAUGUCCACUGUACACUGGUGUAGAAAAAAGAUCAGGGUCUAGGCAUAUAAGAUGCUCAAACUAAAUAUUUAUCUUGCCAUGCUCAAUUAUUUAUAUCGUUAAAAAAAAAAAUUAUGUUUUGUAUUUUUAUAUCUUUCAUUUUUUUUACCUCCAUCAAGGAGAUGGGGUUACAGUGAAGUCGCAACCUGACUGUUCAUUGGUAUGCACUCUGGACUGUUGUCUCAGUGGUCCUGAGUCCAAACCCUGCCUGCCACUAUCCCUUCCUUCCCCUUGCAGGAGCUAUUGGCUAGGGUGCAAUAAUCUUCAGUUCUGAAGGAACAUCCAAAAAUAAGUAAAACAAAACAAAUGAGUGUAUUGGAGACACACUGGUGAACUCCAUUGUACUGUAGAACAAACUUAAAUUUUCCUGCCGUCUGUCUAAUGAGAAUAGUAAGGAUACAAUUUUUUUUUUUUUACAAUCAUGGA
Messenger RNA from Biomphalaria glabrata, 1899 nucleotides. Its product is annotated as transcription initiation protein SPT3 homolog. Gene Ontology annotation, molecular function: protein heterodimerization activity; transcription coactivator activity. Gene Ontology annotation, biological process: transcription by RNA polymerase II. Bases 208 to 1317 code for a protein of 369 amino acids. The record is from RefSeq and is a predicted model, not a curated record. The transcript is spliced from 2 exons. Lineage: Eukaryota; Metazoa; Mollusca; Gastropoda; Planorbidae.